AAUACAAUAGCCGCGUGUGCACAAGUUGAUUAUCGGUAAUAUUAAUAUGACGUAUUUCCCGCGCGUAGAACGCAACGAGUUAGAGACUCGGAAUACGUUCAUCGAUUGGUUUUUCGUAUCAGACUGUAUUACGUUCGUGGUUCGAGUUAUUAUAGAAUUGACAAGUCGUCGUUUGUGAAGAACUCGGCUAUCGUGAUAAAAACUUAUAGAAAAAAUACUUUUGAAUAACAAAAUAAUUGAUCAUUAUAUAAUUUGUGUCUUAUGUGAUUUGCAUAUUGUCUAGUAAUUCUCGGUUUAAGUAAAGUGCUUGAAAAUCCAUAAUGGCGCACGCUACAAGAUCGCGCUAGUGUAUACCAAUAUUUCAUUUAUAUACAACUUUCGAUUUUGAUACUGGAUUUUGGCAAGAACAGUGGCCCUUGAUUACCAACUUCUUACGCCGUUCUUGUUCAUGUAUCAUUUUUUAUGGUGGUCGUCAUCAUGCAAGCACAGCAGCAGCCACAGCAGCAACAGCAGCAGAAUCAUCAACAAAUCGCAGGCACCAGUGUCAUUCUCAAGAUGAACGAGAUACAACAGCUUUCGACAGUUGGUAUAUAAUAAAAAAUAGAAAACGUCAUAUAAGCGGGAACCUAAUAAAUCUAUGGCAGGGCUAUUGGAACUUGCUCAUAGAGAAUAUCAGGCAGGAGAUUAUGAGAAUGCGGAAAGACAUUGUAUGCAACUCUGGAGGCAGGAAACAAAUAACACAGGAGUUCUUCUAUUAUUGUCUUCUAUUCAUUUUCAAUGUAGAAGGCUAGAAAAAUCUGCACAUUACAGUAGCUUAGCAAUAAAGCAGAAUCCGUUAUUGGCAGAGGCUUACAGCAAUCUUGGAAAUGUUUACAAGGAACGUGGCCAACUACAGGAAGCUUUGGAAAAUUAUCGACAUGCUGUUAGAUUGAAACCAGAUUUCAUUGAUGGUUACAUCAAUCUAGCAGCUGCAUUAGUAGCUGCAGGAGAUAUGGAACAAGCAGUUCAAGCAUAUGUAACUGCUCUACAAUAUAACCCUGAUCUUUACUGUGUGAGAAGCGAUCUCGGUAAUCUUUUGAAAGCAUUAGCAAGACUUGAUGAAGCCAAGGCUUGCUAUCUAAAGGCGAUUGAAACGCGGCCAGACUUCGCAGUCGCAUGGAGUAAUCUUGGCUGUGUAUUCAACGCUCAAGGCGAGAUUUGGUUGGCGAUCCAUCACUUCGAGAAGGCCGUAGCUUUGGACCCAAAUUUUCUGGACGCCUACAUCAAUCUUGGCAAUGUACUCAAAGAGGCUAGAAUCUUUGAUAGAGCUGUAGCUGCUUAUCUGCGUGCUUUGAAUCUCAGUCCUAACAAUGCAGUCGUACAUGGAAAUCUGGCGUGUGUCUACUAUGAACAAGGGCUUAUCGAUUUGGCCAUUGAUACGUACCGUCGUGCUAUUGAACUACAACCAAAUUUCCCAGAUGCUUACUGCAAUUUGGCGAACGCGCUCAAAGAAAAGGGACAAGUGGUCGAGGCUGAGGAUUGCUAUAAUACGGCUCUCCGCCUCUGCCCCUCACAUGCCGAUUCCCUUAAUAAUCUGGCCAACAUAAAACGCGAACAAGGAUACAUCGAAGAAGCAACUCGAUUAUAUCUGAAAGCGCUUGAAGUAUUCCCUGAGUUUGCCGCAGCUCAUAGCAAUCUGGCUUCCGUAUUACAGCAACAAGGAAAAUUAAAUGAAGCACUAAUGCAUUACAAGGAGGCUAUUCGUAUUCAGCCAACUUUCGCGGAUGCGUACUCGAACAUGGGCAAUACUUUGAAAGAAAUGCAAGAUAUACAGGGAGCUCUUCAAUGCUAUACAAGAGCUAUUCAAAUUAACCCCGCUUUCGCUGACGCCCAUUCCAAUUUAGCUUCGAUUCAUAAGGAUUCUGGAAACAUUCCUGAGGCUAUUCAAUCAUACCGAACUGCGUUAAAGCUGAAGCCCGACUUCCCUGAUGCAUAUUGUAACUUAGCGCAUUGCCUUCAGAUCGUUUGCGACUGGACUGAUUAUGAAGCUCGAAUGAAGAAAUUAGUUUCGAUUGUUGCUGAGCAACUGGAUAAGAAUAGGUUGCCUAGCGUACACCCACACCAUUCCAUGCUCUAUCCGUUGUCUCAUGAAUUUAGAAAGGCUAUUGCUGCUAGGCAUGCAAAUCUUUGCAUCGAGAAGAUUCAUGUGUUACAUAAACAACCAUACAAGUAUCCACGUGAGAUCGGUGCUCGCUUAAAGAUUGGAUAUGUCUCGUCAGAUUUUGGAAAUCAUCCUACUAGUCAUCUUAUGCAAUCAAUCCCAGGACUGCACGAGAGACAGAAUGUUGAAAUCUUUUGCUACGCCCUCAGUGCGGAUGACGGAACCACGUUCCGAGCAAAGAUUGCCAGAGAAGCUGAACACUUCGUAGAUCUAUCACAGAUUCCGUGCAAUGGAAAAGCAGCUGAUCGUAUUAACGCGGAUGGAAUUCAUAUUUUAGUAAAUAUGAAUGGAUACACGAAAGGAGCGAGAAAUGAAAUAUUCGCUCUGAGACCAGCACCUGUUCAGGUGAUGUGGCUUGGAUAUCCAGGAACAUCAGGAGCUAGUUUCAUGGAUUAUUUAAUUACGGAUGAAGUUACAUCACCAUUGGAACUUGCUAAUCAAUACAGCGAAAAACUUGCUUACAUGCCACACACGUAUUUUAUUGGAGAUCAUAAGCAAAUGUUCCCACAUUUAAAGGAACGUCUCAUCUUAACGGACAAAUUGAAUAUGAAGGGCAAGGUAGCAGAUAACGUAGCUGUAAUAAAUGCCACCGAUCUUUCUCCAAUGAUUGAAAAUACAUGUGUCAAAGAAAUUCGCGAAGUAGUUGUACCGGACGCUGAAAACAAACCAGUAGAAAUUUCGCUGAAAGUUGCAGAAUUACCAACCACUACUCCUAUCGAAACGAUGAUUGCUUCUGGACAAUGCCAAAUGUCCGUAAAUGGUGUUGUAGUUCAGAAUGGUAUGGCCACUACGCAAGUGAACAAUAAAACAGCUACGGGUGAAGAAGUGCCUCAAAAUAUUAUGAUCACAACGAGGCAACAGUAUGGUCUACCAGAAGAUGCAGUCGUUUAUUGCAAUUUCAAUCAGUUGUAUAAAAUUGAUCCGCUCACGCUUCAUAUGUGGGCACAUAUCCUAAAACAUGUGCCAAACUCUGUAUUGUGGCUGCUACGCUUUCCGGCCGUUGGUGAACCAAACUUACAAGCAACAGCUCAACAGUUAGGCUUAGCUCCCGGUAGGAUCCUGUUUAGUAAUGUUGCUGCGAAGGAAGAGCACGUUAGACGAGGGCAGUUAGCCGACGUAUGCUUGGACACACCGCUUUGCAAUGGUCACACUACUAGCAUGGAUGUUUUAUGGACCGGAACUCCGGUGGUUACACUACCAGGUGAAACGUUAGCGUCUCGCGUUGCUGCUAGUCAGUUGAAUACUUUGGGAUGCCCUGAAUUGAUUGCACGAACACGACAAGAAUACCAGGAUAUUGCUAUUCGUUUGGGUACUGACAGGGAAUAUUUGAAAGCAACGCGAGCCAAAGUAUGGAAAGCAAGAUCUGAAAGUCCUUUAUUCAAUUGCAAGCUAUAUGCAGUAGGCAUGGAAAUGCUGUACAAAAAGAUGUGGGAACGUUUCGCGAGAGGCGAAAAACCUGAUCAUGUGUCAGCAGUAGACAAAACUGAGAUGCAAAAAUUACUAGCAACUGCAUCUUAAGAAUAGUUCUCGAAUGUUUUUAUCUAUACAACCUCAAUUCCACAUCUGUUUUUCUCUCCCCCCUUUUUCGAAAACGUAGCAUUUGAAAUAGAUGGUCGAUAAUCUAUUUCACAAAAAUAUAAUUUUCAUAUAAAUUCCGUUUAUUCUGGUAUUUACUGUUUUGUAUGAUAAAUCAUCGAGCUUAGAUUACACAGGAUAACGUUAUGCGCGUACGUUCAAUUAAACAUUUGAUGUCCCAGAGAAAGAAAAAAAUUGUGGAUUGUAUCAUACGAGUCAUAAAAAAUAAUUAUGUUAUGCCAUCGUAUCUUUCACCUUAUUUAUAUAUAUAAUACAAUUCUCAUAGUCAAGUGUUUAUAUCUUUCGUUCAUCUUUGUGGUAAUAUCGUAUGUAGCCUGAAUUGGAGUGGGAUUAUGUACAAGACUAAUUUCUUUUUUUUUUUCAUUGUAUAAAGUACACAAUUGUAUGUAUACUGAUGAACGUUUGUAUUAUUAACGUGAAAUAUGCAGUUGGUAUUAGUAUUUUUAUUCGAUUUCCUUGAUUUGGAAGGUUUCUGACGCGUGGAUUGUUGACAAUGUUAAGAGGAUAUGAAGAUGUUCCCUUGAUUAUUUUUUAUGCUAUUGUAGUAAUAUUCGUCGUUUACUUCGAAUACGAUUGGCUCGUAAAAGAAGAUUGAAACACAAAAAAAAAAAGGUUCAGGAGCGGAUUACUUACACCAAUCUGUUAUUGCUAGAAAUCGCUGAUAGCAAAGAGUGCAAGUUGUAUUAUAUACAAUUGGUUAAUGAGAUAGACGUGUAAAUAUUAAAAAGAUAAUUGUUAGUUAUUGCUUUAGUUUGAUAGUGCGUAAGUUAAGAUUAAAGAAAUGUGUGAGGUAGCGAAAGACGUUGACUGUAGCAAACUUUGAGAUGUACGCCUAUAGAAUAAACAAAAAAUGAUUAAAAAUAUAAUUCGAAGGAAAGUGGCUGUUACGUUGUGAGUGUGUUCUGAUGAAUAUGCGAUUAGUAAGAUUGAUUUUUUCUUUGUGAAAUUCUUUACUCAGUCUUUUGAUAUACCAGUUUCACAUAGAAAAAUACAGGUAAUGCUUGAACGAAGAACUUGCUUGAAUUUCUUAUCUUUAUUCAAAACAUGAUUAUUCUAUGCAAUUUAUAAUAAAACGAGAAAGAAGGUGCAUUUUUAAGUUGAAAUAAAUUUUGUUUAAAACUCGAGAAGUUAAGAUAAGUAGGAAGAACAGCUUGUAACGUCUCGUUGAAUUUAUUGUAUGUAUGACCUCAUCCGCCCACUAUGUGUAUUAUCAACAUUGCACAUUCUCGAUAAUGAAUAAUUGUCCCCAUUACGCACAAUUUACAUCGAACAUACAGAUGUAAAAGUAACCAUUAAAAAUCUCUGUUUCUUAAUUACUAUUCCGGAUGUAGCUCGAACAAAUACAUCGCACAAGAACUAGCAGCUGUAGAGUGAAACGUAAAAUUCAAGUAUCAAACUUUCAUUUCUAUAGACGGUAGUAACAUAUUUGUGUAGAUUUACAUUAAUUCAACAUUUGAAGAACAUUGAAAUAAAUUUACCAAAGUCAAUAAAUUA
Bombus impatiens (common eastern bumble bee) is the source of this 5290-nucleotide messenger RNA. It is a transcript of the gene sxc, whose product is annotated as UDP-N-acetylglucosamine--peptide N-acetylglucosaminyltransferase 110 kDa subunit. Gene Ontology annotation, molecular function: protein N-acetylglucosaminyltransferase activity; protein binding. Bases 638 to 3718 code for a protein of 1026 amino acids. The record is from RefSeq and is a predicted model, not a curated record. Gene Ontology annotation, biological process: protein O-linked glycosylation. The transcript has 14 exons. Lineage: Eukaryota; Metazoa; Arthropoda; Insecta; Hymenoptera; Apidae.